UUUAUACUUCACUCUCUCUACUCUCUCUGGCUUCCAAUUGCUUUUUUUAACCCGACCCCUUGCCCGAUGUUCGAGCCCUAACAUUCUCGGAUUUUCUUGAGCAAAUGAGGAACCGCCGCGAAAGUUCUCCGAUUUUAGCCCAAACAUCACCCAUCAUACCAAAUAAAUUUAAUAUGAGAGUUAAAUAAAUUACAUGCACAAAAAAAGAUAAAAAUCCGAACCAAAAAAUGACACAGCUCGAUCUGUCCAAGAAAGUAGCCGAUAGAUAUCUGAAGCGAGAAGUCCUUGGCGAAGGUACCUAUGGAGUUGUGUACAAAGCCAUCGAUACCAAGACAGGACAGAAAGUCGCAAUUAAGAAAAUCCGGCUUGGGAGGCAAAAGGAAGGGGUGAAUUUUACGGCACUUAGAGAAAUCAAGCUCCUUAAAGAGCUUAAAGAUCCGAAUAUAAUUGAGUUAAUUGAUGCGUUCCCCCAUAAGGGUAACUUGCACCUUGUGUUCGAGUUCAUGGAGACAGACCUUGAAGCUGUUAUUCGUGACCGAAAUAUAUUUCUUUCACCGGCUGACAUAAAAUCAUACCUUCAGAUGACACUUAAAGGACUUGCAUAUUGCCACAAGAAAUGGGUUUUACAUAGGGAUAUGAAGCCAAACAACUUAUUAAUCGGAUUAAAUGGACAGCUCAAACUUGCAGAUUUUGGUUUAGCACGAAUAUUUGGCAGCCCAGAUCGCAAGUUUACUCACCAGGUCUUUGCUCGAUGGUAUAGAGCACCUGAGCUGUUGUUUGGUACCAAGCAAUACGGUUCGGGGGUGGAUGUUUGGGCUGCAGCUUGUAUUUUUGCUGAACUUCUCCUGCGUCGUCCUUUUCUGCAGGGUUCAAGUGACAUCGAUCAAUUGGGAAAGAUUUUUGCUGCAUUUGGGACUCCAAAACCUUCUCAGUGGCCUGAUAUGCUAUACCUCCCCGAUUAUGUGGAGUAUCAACAUGUUCCUGCACCCCCUCAACGGUCACUGUUCCCAAUGGCUAGUGAAGAUACUUUAGAUCUGUUGUCGAAGAUGUUUACUUAUGAUCCCAAAGCUAGAAUAUCAGUGCAGCAGGCACUCGAGCACCGAUACUUUUCAUCUGCACCACUGGCUACAGAUCCAGAUAAACUCCCUAGACCUGCACCUAAGCGUGAAUCUAGGGUUUCAGACUUUAACUCACAUGAUGGUCCAACUGUCUUAUCGCCUCCUAGAAAGUCCAGGAGAGUGAUGCCAGAACGUGAGGGUUUUGAAGGAAAUGCCUACCAAGUUGAUAAGAAUGAUGACCAUAUUGGUGAGAUGAGACAGGCAGCUGGUGACAAUACAAGCAGGAAUGAACCAGUCCCAAUGUCGAUAGAUUUUUCUAUUUUUGGAGCAAAACCUCCAAAUAGGCCGACGAUUAACAGUGUUGACAGAACACAUUUAAAAAGGAAAUUAGAUCUUGAAUUCCAACAUCCCGAAUGAGAACAUUUUAUGUCUGGUGUACUCAAAUCCAGAUUUGGUUAUUGUCCAAGGGAUGUAUUACUGCUGGGCCAACACUAUGAGGUUUUGUAGGGGUGAAAAAUAACUGUUAAAAGGUGAAAGGGAAGGCAGGAAGUAGUGGCUCCCCUUCCACGUUUGAGGAGAAUUUGUAUUAUAGCCCACGGAAUGGAAGAACAACAUAUUGAAGGGAUUCUUUAUAGAUAUUAUUUGACUAGAGUUGAUGCUUGAGAACUGUAGAAUUUGAGUAUAUUUUUUAUUUCACUAAAUGAGGAAAGCUCUGUACCCAAAUUGCGGUUAACUGUUUGUGAACGAGAUAAUGUGACCUGUGAUCUCAAUUUGGUUGGAAGAAACCGCUCUAUCGACCAUCAA
Molecule: messenger RNA, 1862 nt
Organism: Juglans microcarpa x Juglans regia
Lineage: Eukaryota; Viridiplantae; Streptophyta; Magnoliopsida; Fagales; Juglandaceae
Product: cyclin-dependent kinase D-3-like
Exons: 8
Coding region: 228-1475 (415 amino acids)
Biological process (GO): protein phosphorylation; positive regulation of transcription by RNA polymerase II
Cellular component (GO): transcription factor TFIIH holo complex; cytoplasm; nucleus
Molecular function (GO): cyclin-dependent protein serine/threonine kinase activity; RNA polymerase II CTD heptapeptide repeat kinase activity; ATP binding
Source: RefSeq, a predicted model, not a curated record